GCGAGAGCACGCGGUCCUUCGUCAACCCGCCGUCCACCGACGACCCUCGACUCGCCGCCGCCGACACAAAACCAAACCACCUGCCGACAUUAAAGAGAAAAAACAACUUGCCAAUUCAGCAUUCUUCAUUUGGUUCACAGAUUCACGCCAACUUUGCACACGUUGACGGAUUUAGCACAUACAGAUUGUUCUUACUGGAGCGGAAAAUUGAAGCGAGGAACUUCAGCUUAGAGUUUGGAUUUAAUCCUCUCGCGAAAGUCGCUGAGAAUUUAUGUGACUUGAAAGCCGCAUUAUAUUGUAAUGCGCCGGCCUCCUUGACCCCAUUCCACCAAGCUGCCUGAGGACAAGUUCUUUUUCUCAUUCAAAUCGUCAUCUCGAUGAUCCAGUUUCCUGUCGAGCGGCUGAGUGGCAGCAAGUUGCACGUCGUCGGCACGCAGCCUUAAGAAAUGCUGCCCGUGACGUGACCUGACCUGCUGGGGGACGCCAUGGCUGAUGAACUGGACCCCGGGGACUUUGCGGCCAUCUCGCGCAGCCGCCGACCCUCGCCCUCGGGGCUGCCUCCGCUUGAGGGACUCGACGAGCCCUCCAGACCACGCAGCCCCAGAUUCCUGAAGAACGACCUGCUGCUGCACGAGGCCGUAAUUAAGAACGACGCCGAAGCCGUCGAAGCCAUCCUGAAAGAGCCUCUUGAUGUCAACUCGAGGAAUAAUUACGGGCGAGCACCUAUUCACUGGGCUUCGUCCAGGGGCAGCACAGACAUAAUGCAGCUGCUGAUUGAAGCAAGGUGCGACAUCGAGGCCAAAGACAAAUACGGGAUGAGUCCCAUCCUGAUGGCCGCCUGGCAUGGACACAAGGACGCCGUCCAGCUGCUCAUCAAGUGUGGUGCAAAUGCACUUGUAAUCAAUAAAAAGCAGUACACCCUGUUGAUGUGCGCUGUGCACAAUAACCGUCUGGACGUAGUGAAUUUUUUACUCGAGACUGUAGAGGACAUAGAGAUAGACGUGGAGGACUUGGAGCAGCAGACGGCCUUGUUCCACGCUGCCCACAACGGCCACCACGACGUAGUCAAGAGAUUAAUAGAAGCCGGUGCCAGAUACAACCUCAAAAAUAAGACUGGAAAAACACCACUGCAUGCCGCGAGCGAGAAGGGGCACGUGGAGGUGUUGGAGCUGCUGCUCCUGCAGGAAAACCUGGAGAGAGACGAGCAGGACGAAGAUGGAAACACAGCCCUUCACGUUGCCGCCGACAACCAACAGACUCUCGCCGUCCAAACCCUUCUGGAGGCAGGAUGCCCUCCUGACACCGAAAAUAAGAAAGGCUACACAGCACUGCACUUGGCGAGCAGCAAAGGUUGUCGCUGCAUCAUCGACUAUUUACUGCAGCACGGAGCCUCAAUUGACUACCGUUGCAAGGAGGGCAACACCGCUCUGCACGUCUCAUGCCUGGCCAACGAGCUGGAGACGACCGAGCUUUUGAUGAACAAGGGCGCCGACGUCAACGCCCUGAACAACGUACGUCAAUCUGCCAUCCACAUUGCUGCCGAAAAAGGCUUCCAAGAUUUGUGCAAGUUGCUGAUCAACAGCGGAGCGAACAUUGAACAGAAAGAGGAGGGAGGGCGGACUCCGCUGUACAUUGCAGCGCGGGGUAGUUUCACAACAAUUGUAGACAUGAUCAUCAAGACUGCCAGGCUAGAUUAUCCGACCGUACGUACCACAUCUCGCCCUGACCUUGUUUCUUCUACUUCUUCUUCUGCUGGCCAGCUGACGCACAACAGCUCUCCCCCUAAAGCACAACCUCCACAACCAAUCCUCACCAUCACUUCUGCCAAUCAUAGAGACGAGCAGCAGCCCAAUGUCGACGAAAACGAGCUCAACUCGUUCAAUACUGCUUCGCGUCGGAAGUGGCGAUUGGGCAGGGAAGACAGCAAGAGCGGAAACGAGAAGCUCAGGCAACUGCUUUGGAAGGUGGCCAAUCGGCAUUUGAAAGCGGGCGAGUGGAAGCGUCUGGCGCACCACUGGAGUUUCACUGACGAGCAAAUUGCGGCGAUUGAGCACCAGUGCGUUGGUCCAGCUGGCCACAAGGAUCACGCUUUCAGGAUGAUGCUUAUUUGGGCGCACGGACUCGCCCCGGAGGUCAACCCACUGAAGGAACUUUACGAGGCGCUGGUCGCCAUAGACAAGAAGAGCGUCGCAGAAUCAAUAAGGAAAAAAGUCGACGCAGAAAAUGCGCAGCGCAUGAAGAAAAAGGCCAAAGAGGAGAACAACAAAUGCAAAUCUUGCUCCAUUUCCUAAAAACGAAUUCAUUUUCCGUAUAAUUUGUAUUACUUGACAAGCAAUCACCAAGGAACAAGAAAAUAAAUAUAAUAUAUAAUAUUCAUAAUAUUGAUUACUCAGACCAAUUUUCAGCAGCAACCAAACUGACGAGACAGAGAGCAGCAAAAUCGUAUAAAUAUAUGAAACCAAAAACUCAGACACCAGAAUUUUAAUACUAAAGAGAGAACUUUAGGAGUGACUGGAGAUCAUAAAUUAAAAUUAAGAUCUCUUAAGACGUAGCGAGCAGGCAAAUUUCUAUUUAGGCACUACUACUUCAACAAAUUUUUUUAGAACAUAUUCGUCACGUCAAUUAGACAAGAUUAACACAAAUUGACAAAAGGAAAAGAAUCAACCUAUAUAUGUAAUUAUUCAGCGUGUAAGGCGUCAGUGCCUUAAUGUUGUGGUCACAAAAAAUGUGUAUAUUUGCCAAACUUGCUCACAAGUAGUGGUAUAUAAAACAAGUAAAAACGCUGAUAGGAGAGAUAUUUUCAUUUGUGGCUUAAAUUAAAAUUUAGAAUCAAUACAGCUUCAUGUUUAUGCUAUUGACUUUAGGGUUGAGACGACUUUCAAAACAAUAACUGGAAUUCAUUGUAUAAAAAAAAUUAUUAUGUGCAAAAUUGAAUAAAUUUUCAAUAACAAUUUCUUCGCUGCUCCCUCUCAACCCUGAAUAAUUAAUUGUGACGCAUACACGUGCAUUUUAUGACAAGAAAAACCUACAAGAGUUCAAUUGUAACCACUCUAGCUGGAGAGAUGCGCGCCUUGCAUGGGGAAAUUAAUGCUCUCAGCGAUCUAACUUUGGUCGCAAGGCAUUUGUUUUUUCAAGUUGUUGCCGCCGCGUCUAGACUCUUUUAGCAAACAGAAAUAAAAAUUAACAAACUGAAACGUAACGAGAUAAUAUAAAUAAUAUUUUAUUCUUUCUUAUCUCUACUCGCGGUACUCUCGCUGCAACUGAAAAGGCGCAUAUCGUAAAUCAAAGAAAAUAUCUCCCGAUUUUAAUGGAAAAAUUGUCUAGACGAGAUAUUAUAUUCUGGAAAAUAGAUAGGUGUAGAAUGGGCAAAAAUUAUUGUGUAAUUUAGGCAUCGCAGAGUUAAUUAACCGACAUUUGUUCGAGGAAAAUUCCCCUGCUUCUCGUCACAUCUCAUCGUGUCUUUCAUGUAGUAUUUCCCUCUUUGAGCAUCUCUCUUCUCUCUGAUCGGAUAAGUUAAAAAUGAAAAAGCUGUGGAAAUUAAAAGUUAUAUUCGUUAACAAUAUUUAAAGCACACACACACCACAAUGGCAGUUAGACGUAAAUUUGUGAGAAGAAAAUAUAUUGUGUCAAAAUAUGUCUUUUAACUUUUAUAGAUGUAAUGAAAAAUGGACAAACAAACUGCUGCUGGGAAAAAAACUAAAAUAUAAAUUAUUGUAUAAUUUAUAAUAUAAUAUUAAAUUUAAUAUUGUAUAAUUUAUAUACGAAAGAGAUUGGAAUAAGUAAGAAUCAAAAAGAUAAAAUUGAUAAAAUAGGGCGUAAGCAGGUGGCAGGUGUAAUUAAGCCUCGGAAUGUUCUUUGAAACUAUGAGUUCAAUUUUUCAUUUCUUCUUUUGCAUUCAAUGAUUUUUCUGGCCAAAAAGAUAUUGUGGAGAUAUUUAUGAGAAUGAUAAUUAUUUGUAUAUAUAGAUUUAACUAUGUUUUCAGAUGGAAAUAAAAAUUUUAA
Messenger RNA from Neocloeon triangulifer, 4002 nucleotides. RefSeq names its product ankyrin repeat and death domain-containing protein 1A-like. The transcript has 14 exons. Gene Ontology annotation, cellular component: ciliary inversin compartment; nucleus; cytoplasm. The coding region runs from base 486 to 2291 and encodes 601 amino acids. NCBI's taxonomy places the organism in Eukaryota, Metazoa, Arthropoda, Insecta, Ephemeroptera, Baetidae. Gene Ontology annotation, molecular function: protein binding. Gene Ontology annotation, biological process: protein localization to ciliary inversin compartment; signal transduction. The record is from RefSeq and is a predicted model, not a curated record.